Messenger RNA from Seriola dumerili (greater amberjack), 889 nucleotides. RefSeq names its product complement C1q and tumor necrosis factor-related protein 9-like. The coding region runs from base 229 to 666 and encodes 145 amino acids. The transcript is spliced from 3 exons. Gene Ontology annotation, molecular function: protein binding. Lineage: Eukaryota; Metazoa; Chordata; Actinopteri; Carangiformes; Carangidae. The record is from RefSeq and is a predicted model, not a curated record.
GGAUUGACCAAAAUACUUUUAAAAAAUUUUAGAAAUUUAAAAAGAAAAAAGAAACACCUUGACAGACAAAAUCUUAAAUACCAGUAGAGAGACCUAGCCGGAAAAACAAAAGUCAACAACUCAUCACAACCUAUAAACCAGAUAUACAACUUCAGCCCACGCCUCUGCUUGUCUGUCUACCUUUGAAGCAUUCUCUUGCAAGACAGCAACAGUCUAGAAGUUUUAGUCAUGGCUUAUGUCCCUGGCCGCGGAGACAGCAUUUCACCACCGGGCACUGUGGCCUUCACAGCCAAGCUGGACAUCUGUGACAGCUACCCAAAACACUCAGGAGUCCUGAAGUUUGCCACUGUGCUGCUCAACGAGGGAGGAGGCUACAGUCCUGACACAGGCAUCUUCACCUGCCCUGUGGAUGGCUUCUAUCACUUCACUGUGCAUGUGUCUGUGUAUGGGCGUGGACAGUGUGCUAUAUACAAGAAUGCAGAGAAAGUAGUGUCUCUGUAUCACACCUCCCUCCCUGAUAAAUGUAGCCAAGUGGCCAGUGUUAGCAGUGUGGUGAAACUGUCUGAGAAGGACACAGUCUGUGUGAAUGUCUGGGGGCCUGGCAGAAACGAUAUCUUUGCAACUGAAGAUAAUGACACUGUCUUUGUUGGAGUUUGUUUGAGUUAAAAAAAUAAAAAUAAAAAAAAAACUCUGUGUCAAACUGUCAAUUAAGUCAAGGUGAUUAUUGGAUUAGUUUGUUACAUUAAUGUUACAUUGGUUUGAAUCUUUUGUUUGUGUUUUGUUAGCCCUUUCUUGGUGAAUAUGUGAAAAAGUGUGUUAUGUGUAGGGUGUUUUAUGACAAAACCAAACCAGAACCGAAAGCUUUAGUCUUUGCAUCAAUAAAUUUGGC